GGCCGCGCACGGUCCCGACGCGCCUGGCGGCUGCGGGCGGGGAGCGGCCGCCGCAGCUCGGUGAGGCCGAGGAAGGGAAGGGCGGCCAUGGACAGGUUCUCGUGGACCACGGGGCUGCUGGAGCUGGGGGAGACGCUGGUGGUCCAGCAGCGCGGCGUGCGCCUCAGCGACGGGGAAGAGAAGGUGAAAUUUGAUAGUGGAGUUUUACUGCUUAGCACGCAUAGACUGAUCUGGAGGGAUCAGAAGAAUCAUGAGUGCUGCAUUGCUGUACCUCUGUCUCAGAUCGUGUUUAUUGAAGAGCAAUCAUCCGGGAUAGGAAAAAGUGCCAAAAUAGUAGUUCAUCUUCACCCUGCUUCUUCAAACAAAGAACCUGGUCCAUUCCAAAGCAGCAAAUAUUCCUAUAUCAAGCUUUCUUUCAAAGAACAUGGGCAGAUUGAGUUCUAUAGGCGAUUAUCAGAAGAAAUGACACAAAGGAGAUGGGAGAGCAUGCCUACUGGUCAAGCCAUGCAAGUUAACAAGGAUCCACAGGCAGGAAGAAUAAGGGCUGUAGGAAUUGUAGGGAUUGAAAGGAAAUUAGAGGAAAAAAGAAAAGAGACUGACAAAAACAUUUCCGAGGCUUUUGAGGAUCUUAGCAAACUAAUGGAGAAGGCUAAGGAAAUGGUGGAAUUAUCCAAGUCAAUAGCUAAUAAGAUUAAAGAAAAACAAGGUGACAUCACUGAGGAUGAGACUAUUAGGUUCAAGUCCUAUCUACUGAGUAUGGGUAUAGCUAAUCCAGUUACUAGGGAAACAUAUGGAUCGGGUACACAGUACCACAUGCAACUGGCAAAGCAACUAGCUAGAAUGCUGCAGACACCAUUAGAGGAACGAGGAGGGAUCAUGUCGCUCACGGAAGUGUACUGUCUGGUGAAUCGUGCGCGAGGGUUAGAGUUGCUGUCACCAGAAGAUUUAGUAAAUGCUUGUAAAAUGCUGGAAUCACUGAAAUUGCCAAUAAGGCUUCGGAUAUUUGACAGUGGUGUGAUGGUGAUUGAACUCCAGUCUCAUAAUGAAGAGGAAAUGGUAGCUUCUGCUUUAGAAACAGUAUCUGAAAAGGGUUCUCUCACAGCUGAUGAGUUUGCUAAGCUGGUGGGGAUGUCUGUUCUCUUAGCCAAAGAAAGGCUGCUUCUUGCUGAAAAGAUGGGCCAUCUUUGCAGAGACGAUUCAGUGGAAGGCUUGAGAUUCUACCCAAAUUUAUUUCUGACACAAAGCUAAUGUCAUUUGUGUACAAUUUUUUUAUGUAACAGUUGAGAGCAGAGGGCAGAAUCCUUCCAAGAACUGACUUAAAUAUUUUAUUUUGUUAGUCAGCUGCAACAAACAUGAACAUUGCAAUGCUUUACAGUUCUCAGGUAUUUCAAGUGCUGAAUCCUCUUACAUGGAACUGAAAGGAAAUAGAAAUCACAAAGUCAGAAGCAUGUCGAUUGUCUCAAGCCAACUCGGUCAUUUUUCACAUUUUAUUUGGUGUGCUCUGUAGUUUCAAGAGAAUUCAGAUGAAGAUUGCACACAAGUGAGAGUGGAGAGAAUAUCCCUGUAGUCUUCCAUGAGGGUCAGCACCCAGAAGACAGGUUACUGCGUACUCCAAUUGCAGUUUGUUUAUGUCUAGAGCAACAAAGCAGACAGAUGUAUCCGCAGUGAUAAGGAAAGUCAGUUAAAUGUGUACUGAGGUGUAAGGAACAAACCAGUGUAGAAUAACCCUUUCUCCCUGACGUGAUGAACAGUUUUCUAAGAGAGGAUCUUGGGGAUCUGUACUUUGAUACAGAAAGAACUUGCUGCAGGAGAGAUUAUUGUAUUUUAUGUGAAUCUAGAAAUCAUGGUGUUUAUUUUGUCAUAUCUUAUGCUAAUAGCUCAGAUAGAAACAUUGUUAGCACAGACUUCCUCCCUUCUCUUUCCUUGCCAUCCUCCUUCCUGUCAAUUUAUGUUGCACUUUGGGUGCCCUUUCUCUGCUCUAGUGGAGUGGAGCAGCCUCUUGUCACUCUUCCAGUCUCUGUGCUUUAAUGGGCUUGGUUUUUAUCUUGUAGUUUUUACAAAAGAUCAUUUGUUUGUUUCAUCAGCCUGUCACCUGUUUUGGGGAGACAGUUGGUUUGCUUAUCUCUCAUAUGUGAAAAUUAAUAUGUUUUCAGUAUUGAAUGGAGGAAGAAGACUAUCACCCUGUGCUUAAUAAUCACAAGGUAUCAUAUUGUUUGGUAUUCCUCACCCUGUGUUCACACUGAAUGCAAUUUGAUAGCCUCAGUUUUCAUAACUCCAGUGGAGUUGCUACACUACUUGAAGAUCUGUUGUCAUGAUAACAGUUAAGUGGAUGUUUAUGAUCCACAUCACCUAAUUUUUUGGCAUUUUGAAGAGACGAUUUUUAGUAAAUAACAAAAUUAAUUCAAGGUAUGGGCAAGGACAACAUAUAGGUAACUGCAUUGUGGUUGUAAUGGCCAAAUCAACAUUGCAAAAAAGGACAAAAAGGCUUUUAAUAAGAGCCUGAAAAUAUUUUCAGAACUAUUUCAGUGUUACCAUAGCUCAGACAUGGGUUAAGAGCCUGCCAAUAAGGAGUAAAGUGCAGAGAUCCCUACAGUGAUGAUGCCUAGGGUUUGUAGGAUGCUCAUUUAGAUUCAGUGAAUUGUGUCCUCUUGUCACAAGCAAACUUUAGUGCAGUGCUCUCUUUAGGGCAGUUUUCCUCUGCUCCAGGAGGGUGCUAAAACUAAUGUGUUUGACACAGCUAAAGGAACCAGUUCCACAUUGUUCUUACUGUGUUAACCCCUGGUAUCAUCUCUUUGGGGGCCUUACAGCUUGCUGCUUUUCUUCAUCCUCUCCACAACCCACUGAAUGUGAGGUACACUAAGAUGACACUUCUAGGGAGGGACUGAAAAAUGAGAAAUUCAGAUACAAAAAGCUUUUUGUGACAACUGUCUCUUCUGCCCAAUACCAAACCUGUCAUGGGAGACCAAUGGUUUGUGGGCCUGAACCUCUCCCCACAAGGGGGCAUGUCUUGUGCAGAAAGAAUAAAACCUGAAAGGAAAUGGAAAGUGUAAACUCCCAGCCUCUGUUCCUCCAACCUGUUUCGUUAUCUUAAUUAAGCAAUAAUAAUACAGCCUAUUUACAAUAAUGGUACCUUGUCAAGCUUUUCUUUCUCAAUAUUUUUCCUUGAUUUCUUUUUCUACAGAGAAGAAAUCUAUCGGGUAAAUUGUAUAGCUGGUUUAGAGAAAAAUGAGAAAAUGACACAUAAGAAAAUGACUACUAGAAAGUAAUAAAAUUAAAACAUUUUCUUAAACAGA
This is a messenger RNA of Corapipo altera (White-ruffed manakin), 3293 nucleotides long. It is a transcript of the gene VPS36, whose product is annotated as vacuolar protein sorting 36 homolog. Gene Ontology annotation, cellular component: ESCRT II complex; late endosome membrane. The transcript is spliced from 14 exons. Gene Ontology annotation, biological process: protein transport to vacuole involved in ubiquitin-dependent protein catabolic process via the multivesicular body sorting pathway. Gene Ontology annotation, molecular function: phosphatidylinositol-3-phosphate binding; ubiquitin binding. The record is from RefSeq and is a predicted model, not a curated record. The coding region runs from base 88 to 1248 and encodes 386 amino acids. NCBI's taxonomy places the organism in Eukaryota, Metazoa, Chordata, Aves, Passeriformes, Pipridae.